Molecule: messenger RNA, 9378 nt
Organism: Paramuricea clavata
Lineage: Eukaryota; Metazoa; Cnidaria; Anthozoa; Malacalcyonacea; Plexauridae
Source: the annotation of a GenBank genome assembly
UGAAACCAAAUGUAACAUUCAGUUGUUCCAAUCCUUACACAAUAAAUGAAGGUGAUAACUCCACAUGUGUAUGUAGAGGUGAAGAUGGAAACCCUCCAGCCAAUGUAACUUGGUAUGAUAAAAAUGGCGUUCAGAUUGGUGUAACAGGGAAAGAAGGACAAACAUUACCUCUAAGUAAUGUUAGUGCAACAGAUCGUGGAAGUUACACGUGCAGAGCCCAAAGCCACACUCUAGCGGAUUAUAAAUCAAUCGAAGUAGAAAUAAGACUUAAUUGUAAGUAUUACUGACACUCAAGUCAGCCUUUGUAGCUACGUACUAUGUUCCUUCUGUUUUCUGUGAUUAUUUUUCCGUUAAAACGAACAAGUUGCUAAGGGCCUUCGCUAAUGUUGCUAAGUGCAAAAAGGCGCCUAUUUUAAUAUAAACAAGCAACGGUCGAGAACCUCUGGUCGAGACUUUUGCAUGUUUAUAUAUAGAUCAUGUAGUCAGCAGUACAGGAAGAAGUUUUAUGAAUGGGAAAGCUUUGUCAAAGGAAUUGAGAUCCUUAAUUAUUGAUGAAAUAAUAAGCAAAGAAGGAAACACUUUGAAUGAUCAAUUUAAUGGCUCGUACUCGGCCAUCGCGCGUUCUGUUGAUGUCAGCCAUGUAGCUGUUGCAAAAGUUUGGCCACAAUUUUGCAGUACAAGAUCUCUGUCUCCAAAAAAUAAUUCCACUGGGCAUCCUUAGUUGUCUGUCACUCUGUCUUACGGAGAUCUAUGCUUGAUUGAAGAAUAAACCGGGAGAAACCAACAAUUUCGUACGACGAAAUUUUGUAACACUUGUACGAAUUUCGCGGCUUGUCGUUUAGUAUACGCUUUCCAAAAGUACGAUUUCUUAAUUAAUUAAGGAUCUUAAUUCCUUUGACAAAGCUUUCCAGUUUCGUUGGUUUUAUAGCUACCGUAAUCUUGAGAAAAGUGUAUACUUUUCGUAUACAAAUGUUUGAUUAAUAUGUUUUUGUAUGUGCUUGUAAAUUUUCGUAUCCAUGGCCAUGUUUUUUAAAACUUGACGUCAGUCACGUUAUUUACUGUUUAGGAAAUAUUAGCAAUAGUUAAUCUAUUGUUCGGGGACGCAACGGAAAGUCCGUGAUUGGCUGAGCUAAAUUAAAACCUUUGAAGUGCGAAUAAAAAGCAUAGGCGGCCCAAAAGUACGUCUAGAGUGUAGAAUGCACCAAAUGUCAAUUUUAGCUAUAAAUGUAAAGAUUGACAUUUAGUGCAUUCUACACGUAUUUUCGGCCUGCUAUGGUAAAAACAGACAAAUAUGGCAUCUUUGCAACACUGAUCUGGUUUCCCAAUUUUUCUAGCUUGAACAAAGUUGUGAAGUUCAACAAUCUCAUAUUGUUAAUUUUAUUUGAUAAUACUUCUUAUUUUUGGCAGAUGUAUAAAUUGGAGAAUUAAUUGCUAGCUGAACGUCAAUGGAAAAACGGCGUAUAAUGCCGAAUUGUUUUACCGUAGUUUGUCUCAUCACGUCCUUGUACUAGAUGAAGCGUUUGUUAAUAUUUUUCUCGGGAGCAUCCCUAUAGACUUCCGGGUCCGCAACAAAAUAUAUUUCAAGUAUGAACCUCCCAGCUGGUAUAUCUAUGAGUGUACAUGUUCAUACUAAUAAUCAAUAUUAUUCACAAAAAAGUAACUAUUUGACUGUUUUCAUCACUAACAAAGAGGUUGUUUUGUUUUUCACAGUUAAACCUGACAACACAAACAUUACAUUUACACCAGAAAUAGCUGUAGUUAAUGGAUCGGUUACCAUAACGUGUAACUCUGAAGGUCUUCCUGAACCAAGUUAUAGCAUAAUCCAUAAUGGUACCGAGGUCAGUACUAACAAGACGUAUACCAUAGAUGAUGUGCAGUACAGACACGCUGGAAUAUAUACAUGCAUCGCAAUGAAUAAACGUGGAAAAGAUUCAGCUUCCGCUAAUUUAACCGUCAUAGGUAAGAUUAGAUUUUAGGCACAUUUUUUCACGAAGGGAGGAAUGGGUUGAAAAGCUAGACUAGUCCAACUUUUUAUAUAAUUUUAUUAGCUGAAUGUUACAUAACUACCGUGCUAUUCAAACCCCAUAAUGAAUAAUGAAUAAAUUUUCACCAUGUUGUCUGACCAUGCACGUGAUCUGAUGAUGUGAUCAAACUGACCAAUGGCAAAAACGUAACUUAUAAAUAUACUAAAUGAAGUUUCUACAAUGGGGAAAGAAAAAACUGGUAGUAUGGUAUAACAUGGGGGUGAGCAGUAUUAGACACAGAAAUUUGUUUGGUGAAAACCAAAACCAGCCGACAAUUUAAGGAAAUAAACAAGCUGAAAAAUAGAAAUAUAUUCGGUAAUGUUAUUUACAUUUUUGUUUACACUUUGUUUUGACCACGUCCAUCUGAUUGGUUUAUUUUUUGUCACGUGGUCGGGGAAUAUGAAAUGAGAUGCUUCCCCAUCCGGGGAAUAUAAAAUGAGAUGCGUCCCAACGUGUUACAAAUAACAUGACGUCUAGUUAGUCUGAUGAUCUUUAAAUAAAAUUGGAAUAUCACAAACUCAUUCUCGUCUUGUUUUGAUUCGUAUCUUAAUUGAGUUUCAAGAUGCUAAUCUUCGGAUUGUGCUUUGUUUUUGAAAUUGUUGGCUUGUAUUGGUUUUUCACGUGAGUUAGGCGAUACUUGAAAAUCUUACAUGAUUAUCGUCGAGAAAUCUAAAAAAGCUUAAAAAGCUAUGUACACAUACGAAACAAUAUCACCAUAGUCAUGGAUCAUAACCAUAUUACACUAUAUCUUCGCUCACGUUUUUACCUUCGAUACGAAUCGAUAAUCAUGAGUAAAACUUUCGCGAUAGUAUCGCCCAACUCUAUCGGAUAAAAAUUUCUGCGCGUCAGACAAACAUAAUUUUAAGUUACGUGCCACUACACGUAACCUAUCAGUCAAACGUUUAGAUGAAUGGAUUUCAGAAUUUCGACAUGUUAACAAUGUUAAUUUGAAGACGAAAGCUAAAAUUAAAAGAAACGAAGCAAGCGUUUCUCGAUACAAAAUUAAUACAGAUGCCAUCACAACUACGUGAGUUUAAUUAUAAAACGCACGUUUGGCGUUGUAAGUACCAUUUAAUAUUCACCGGAUGUGACGUGCAAUGAAAGCGGUGGCACUGAUUGUCACUGGUGACCCUGGCGGUUUACUAAACGAAAAAUUGCACCGCGAAACGCCCACAAACGUAUGCAAUUCCACCCACCAACAUGAAAGAAUUUGAAGAGUUGUCGUUACUCAAAAGACAAUGUUUUAUUACUGUAUUUGCAGAGAUACCGUAACACUAUUAAGUCGAUUUCAGCUCACUUUUUAACUGACAGUUACCACGUUCUUUGCAAACUUGCCAAAUAACUGUCCAAGUUUGUCAUCACAACGAAGUUCGCAAGUUCAUCUCGAUGUUUGAAUUUCGAUUGUAAACAAACUCGAAAGUACUGCAGUAUUAAUAACAAUUCAAAGGUCCAGCGGUUUCCUAGUAAGAAGGAAUUACCUUUUUAAAUAAACCAAAACAAAAAUUUAGAGGGAAUUUAAACUUUAUAGUAUGGAAAAAGUUGUCAAGCGAAGAAUUUGACAAAUUUAGCCUUGGGAACUAUAGCAUAACGAUCUUCGUUGCGAACUUCACUCUUAAAGGUCCAGACACACCGGACGUGAUUUGACAACGCGACGUGAUUUUUUAGUUUUUGAAAGUUAAUAAAACGGCCAAUGAGAGCAAAUUUUAAAAGAUAUGUAGACAAAAUAACUGAAAAUGUUGCAGCCCUUCUAAAUACUUGGAAAAUUUAAACUAGGAUCAAAGUUAUCGGUCAGCGAAAAUCAAAAAAUCGCGUCGCGUUGUCGAAUCGCGUCCGGUGUGUCUAGACCUUAACUUCCGAACUUUGAAAUUUAUUUGGCAUGUUCGCAAGUGUGCGUUGAAAAGUGAGCUUACAUAAUUAUUGUACAGAUUAGACUACAGUAUCUCCGCAAUUACUAAAACGUAUGUAGAGAUGCGCAAACUCAAACUAAUGUAAGAAAGGCGUUGUGGGCGGGGUCACCAGGAUGAGUCUUGACUUUAUCCAAAAUGUCACGUGUAUAGGUAGUAUUUGGGACAGAAUUUAUUUCUUGGCACUGUAUUUCAAUAAAAUUGAACUUCUCUUAGCCAGUCAGAAUAUUUUUCAUGUAUAUUCUUGUACGUGAAAGAACAUUUUGUGUUAUAAGUACUUACAUGCACGAGUUUGUGUGUUUUUAAAGAUCUUUUCGUACUGAAAAACUGUUUUAAAAUUUACAGAAUUAUUCAACUGCAGUUUUUCACUUUAUUUCCAUGAGCACAAGAACUUUAUUCAAUGCUGCAUGAUAAUACACAAUUUCUUGAAGCUAUACCUAUUGUGGUUUAACUGUUGCUAUAAUUAUAUGAGUUUUAUUAUAAAAACCUUCGUUUGUUAUUAUAAACAAGACGCUUCUCUGUCAAGAAUCUACCCUCGUUCAUUCUUUUCUUUUCGCGACAGUCAAUAUUGAGCGUGACUCUAAACCUAUACAAAAUAACGUGAUUUCAUCACAUUUCAGAGAAACCAAAUGUGACCAUCAAUUGUCCCAGUCCUAUCACAGUAAAUGAAAGUGAUGCCUUUACAUGUGUAUGUAGAGGUGGAGGUGGAAACCCUCCAGCCAUUCUUACUUGGUACAAAGAUGGCGAACAGACUGGUAACGCAAGUUAUGGAGAAAAUAGUUUAACUCGCACUAGUGUGACUAAAGACGACAUUGGAACAUAUAAAUGUGUGGCUCGGCGCUACAAUCUAACGGAUGAAAAAACAAUUGAAGUAAAAGCAAGACUUAAUUGUAAGUAUGAUAUGCUCUGAAGUCAAGCAUUAUACGGUAUAGUUUUCAAGACUACUGCCAGUAACCUUGAAUAAACACACUAGCUGCAUGGGUCAUCCAUUUAGUAUUCGCGCGCAAAAAGGUCCUCAUACAUGCAGUGUGACCCUUUUUUUAACCGACUUUUUUCUAUAUUUCAGAUAAAUAUAUAGCUAAAGAUUCAGAUGAAAAAUUGAAAUGACAUGUUGAAAGUAAAUAUUAUACUUAUUUAGGAUCUAACUGGAAGUAUAGUUGUAAAAACGCUUAUAGGCCCUAGCUCGGUCUGAAAUUAACUUAAUUGUGGUCUUGCAUGUAAUUCCUUUUCAGCUCUGUGCGAGCCAGCCACAAAUUUUUGCUCUCGAAUCUUGGCGAGGUCAUCUGCAAUAAACCUUCGACAUUGACACUGUGUUCUGUGAGAUGCCAACAUUCAGAAAAUGUCUUAUGUAUACAUGCACUCAACCUUGAGUCAAGUCGAGUUACUUGAGUGCAUGUAUUUUUAGUAAUAAUUUAUGUUGUUAUAUAUUCAAAGUCUAUUCUCGUUCAUGCAUGAUUGGUCAAAGCGCCUCGGAUAGAAGCCGUCGCGUUAUUUCAGCUGCUGACGCCAUCAGCGUCAUUGUUUGCUAAAAAGCGCGCGAAAUUUUCAUAUUUUUAAAAGCGUAAAUAAAAUGGCUUUGCUUUCAUUCUAGCUUUUGAAUAUAUAAUAAAACAAUUAUUGAAUUCGGUUUUCGUAUGAUACAGAGAAUUAUCAAGGCCUCGGUUUGUGUUAUCCACCUCAACCUUCGGCCUAGGCAGAUAACACAAACCUCGGCCUUGAUAAUUCUCGAUAUCAUACUCAACCUGAUUCAAUAAUUGUUUAUUAUUACACACAAGAAUUAUGUGCCUAUUUUUAUUUGUAACAAGAGGUUUUGUUUUCUCACAGUCAAACCUAACAACACAAAGAUUACGUUUACACCAGAAGAAGUUAAAGUUGGUACAUCAGUUAACAUAACGUGUUACUCUGAAGGUCGUCCUGAACCAAGAUAUAACAUAACUCAUAAUCGUAUCGUGCUCAGUACUGGGAAGACCCAUACCAUAUCUAAAGCGAAUUUGAGUGAUGCUGGAACAUAUGAAUGCAUUGCAUGGAAUAAACUAGGAAAUGAUUCAGCUUCCGCUUAUUUAACCGUUGAAGGUAAGAUUAGAAUUUUUAGACACAUUUUCUUUGUCCUGCAUGCAUUCUAUCACCAGGCGACAACAUACGUGUGAGGAACCACGGAAAGGAAAAACCAGUAGUAUAUACUGAAUGUACAAUUAAUUUAUUUUAAGCUCACAUUGUGUUCUGUUAGAUGCCAAAAUUCAGAAAAUGUCAUAUUGUUUUAAAUGCUCAUGCUACUUAAGAUUCAAAAUUAAACAUUUAAACUGUGCAGAAAUUGAAACGUUUAUACCUUUUCCUCAACCGCUAUUUUGUUUAAAAGAUAUUUUAAAAUGCAGUGAAAUUUGCAGAGCCAAUUGUUUAUAUAUAUUUUUCAUUAAUAUUUAAUGUCAACAACAUAAAUGUUUUCGCCAAGUUAACCCGAGGUUGUGGAUUAAAAUUAUGUUUUCAACUUUCAAGAAUCGCAACUAUCGUUUUGCAUCUGUUUUAUGACUAUAGUCUAGAAUAUAGCGCCGACUGAGUCAAAACCAAAUUACUUUUAACUUGUGUUUUUGAUUGGCAAAACAAGUCAACACGAAUCUGACUCACCUUGUCGAAGGUAUUUACCGAAUAACGCCAAAACCCGAGUUUUGUUGGUAUGCAGGCAGAAUUUGGUUGCGGGCAAGAAAAUUCUAAAGCCAUGCAACCCAGGUUUGUAGCUCUGUAGCUAUAUACCAUAAUCUUGAACCUUUUUACGGAUUAGUAUCUGAUUAGUAUAUGUUUUCUUUAUGUGCCUGUAAUUUUUCAUAUUCAUGCAUGACCACGUUGUUAGAUUGGUUCGUGCUUGAAAAAUAUUAGCAAACUUAAGCAAUGCUUACAUGGAACGCCACGAAAAGACAGUCGCUAUGCCUAUGGUCUGCCGGCAUCUGUCUAACGUUUUGUUCACAACGCGAUAGUUUGUAGUCUUUACCGGCUGUAACUGCAUAUAUAGUAUGCAAUUGCAAAAUUUAUGACUUUCAUCACUUUCCUGUACUGGAUGAAGCGUUUCUGUACUAGAUGAUCCCUAUAGGCUGCUGAGACCACAACAAAAUAUAUUAUUUUCAGUACAAAACUCCCAUGCGGCUGAUAAAUAUACCUUGAGCGUUAUAUGUAUUUUUACAGAUAAUUAAUAUAUUACAAAAAAUAUUUGCCUAUUUUCAUUAGUACGAAAAGGUUUUAUUUUUCACAGUCAAACCUGAAAAUACAAAGAUUACGAUUACACAAGAAGGUGUACUUGAUAGCCCAGUUACCAUAACGUGUAGCUCUGAAGGUCGUCCAGAACCAAGUUAUAACAUAACCCAUAACGGUACCAGGCUUCGCGCUGGCAGGAUGUAUACCAUACCUAAAGUGAAGUGGAGUAAUGCUGGAACAUAUAAAUGCAUUGCGAAGAAUAAACUUGGAAGGGAUUCAGCUUUCGCUUAUUUAACCUUUGAAGGUAAGAUUAGAUUUUCAAACGCAAUUUUUUUGUGAUUUUACUCGCUUUCGUGGCUUGUGCAAUUUUGGCUCAUUUUUCAAAAAUCACUCGUAGUGUUAUCAUUAAAUGCACUCUUUCCCGUGUGAUUACCUAUACAAAUUAGUAUUAGAGAGGUUCAGAUUUGACUUCCACUACUAUAGUGACCGCUACUUCUACCUCUCACUGGCUUAGUGCGCAUCUGACUGGUUAAUUGGAUAUAUCAUAUGCAUCUGGUUAACGAUCUCUUAAUGGUAGCGGUGCGAUAGUGGAAGUCAAAUCCGAACCUUUCUUAUUAUUUAAGUACACUAUAUCUUUAAUGUCAAAUAAAGGAAGAUGGGUCAUUGUUAAAGCAUAGUUCGUGAACAGAAAUUCUCUUAUUAUGGUGCACAAUAUCGUCAUUGCUACAGAAUAAAGACUAUAAUCUUAUCGGCGUACGGGAGCGGAAAAAUUAGGGGGGCAGAACGAAAUUUGCCCGACUUUUGCAUUUUGUCCGACCAAUCAAAUUCCCUGCUAAACUUCGGAAACAUUCAAAAAGCUAAAAAUGUUUGCCACAUUGCCCUAUUUUCUUUAAUUUUUACUAUUGUCUUACAUAUUUCUUGUUUUUCAGUUUAUUUUCCCCACUUUUUUCCAACUUACGUUCAACAUUUGCCCGACUUAGUUCACAAUUUGCCCAACAUAUCGAUAUUUCAAUUAGCUGUCCCCCCUCCCCCCCCCCCGCCUCGUACGCCUAUGUAUAAUCUCCAUUCUGUGGUGAAUACUAUUGUAUUAAACCAUAUAAAAAAUAUAAUAGUAAUUAAAUACCUUAAGUACAGUAAUAUUUUAUAGAAUGCGGAAAUAAACUAAGUAAUGCUUCCGCUUAAAGGAAAAUUAAAUUUCGGAAGCAAUCUCAUACCCAGAGUCAGGCAGACCAUUCUACUCUACCGCCAAAAUAGCUUAAAAUACGGGUAUAAAGUAUCCUACAUUUACUCCGCAAGAUUAAGUAUUCCGGAAGACAGCCUGGAAUUUUAGGUAUAUACUGCAUGGUAAAUUGAGCCAGUGUUAUACCGAGUAUAUAAGCUAGGCUUGCACAGCAUUCUAAAGAAUAUAAAUGUUGGGAAAACGGCAAGGACAGAUUUAGGUGUAAAUGCAGGAGAGGUCAAUCUCGUGGAACCCUUUAAUCUGGGAAAAAUUGCCACCUUUGCCCUCUCCCCAUCACUCGGGGCGGCAGUUGUGUAUGUGACAUGCACACGUCACGUAGUCAACUUCAGGGGGCGAUGGGGUAGACUCCUGCAUCUCCCCAAUAUUUCAUUCCACCUCCCACACAAUCUCGCACUCAGGGCUUCCAAAUAACAAUUUUGUGUAUAAAUUAUAUGUCCAAUCGUAUCUCGAGCUCGGAUACAUCCCUAGACUUCUGAGACCACAGCAAAAUAUAUUUCCAGUACGAACCUCCCAUGCAACUAGAUAAUUUAAACUUAUUUACUGAAGCUGUAAGAAACAUGAACAACGUGUUUUGUCAUUAGAGACGACCAUUAUAAACAAAUCGAUUUCUAUAUGCUCUUAGCAAAACGUUUAUGCAUGGCGUUCUUUUAAUUUUUUUCAGUUUAAAUAUUUCUGUUCAGGCAAUACAUAUGACAACACUGAUAAUGGGACGACUGUUGUAGUAUGGCAUAUCGUUGUGACGUUGGUGUCUGGAUUUAUUCUUGGCAUUCUCUUUUCCUACAUUGCCUCGUGUUCUCGUCGUCGUUGGUUUAACAACAGAAAACCUGAACGAAACUCUGAACCAAAAACAACUGAAGUUGAUACAACUUAUCAAGAGCUUGAUCUUUCAAAAAUGAACACAGAAGACAAUUAUCAAUCGUUGAGCGUGAAUGCUGCAAGCAAUGACGUUGCAAAUGACGAUGACUCUACUUACACGCAGUUGAGCAAAACCAGAGAUGUGGAGGACAACUACCAAUCUUUAACUUGA